This is a messenger RNA of Armigeres subalbatus, 1268 nucleotides long. RefSeq names its product cytoplasmic 60S subunit biogenesis factor ZNF622. Gene Ontology annotation, molecular function: nucleic acid binding; zinc ion binding. The transcript is spliced from 2 exons. NCBI's taxonomy places the organism in Eukaryota, Metazoa, Arthropoda, Insecta, Diptera, Culicidae. The record is from RefSeq and is a predicted model, not a curated record. Gene Ontology annotation, cellular component: preribosome, large subunit precursor. Gene Ontology annotation, biological process: ribosomal large subunit biogenesis. Bases 102 to 1232 code for a protein of 376 amino acids.
UGUGUCAAUCAUUCACCGAGUAGUUUGCACUCGGAUUUCACAACAAUUUGGAAUCAGAACACGUUUAAUUUUCAAUAAUAUUCUGUAAGCAGUGCAGAAAAAUGUCCAACACAUCAAGUUUCACAUGCCUGAACUGCAGCGUUCGCUUCCAGAACGCAGAAAUGCAACGCGAGCAUUACAAAACCGAUUGGCAUCGGUAUAAUUUGAAACGAAAGAUAGCGGAGCUUCCGCCCGUAAGUAUCGAAGAGUUCGAGAAGCGAUUGAACCAGCAAAAGAGUACUGACGCGGCCGCCCAAGAGGACCAGUCGCUGUACUGCAAGGCGUGCAAAAAGUUGUUCAAAUCGAAAAAUGCCCAUGAUAAUCAUCUAGACAGCAAAAAGCACAAGGACAACCUCAAAGUGUUUCUGGAACAGGAUGAAAAUGCGCAGCCAGAUGAAGUGUCUGUGAAGUCCAAUAAGCCGAAGAAGGAGUUCGUUGUCCCACAAGACGAAGCUAUGGACGAGGAUGCUGCGGACGACGAUGAGGAAGGUUGGGAGGAAGAAUGGGAUAAUCCCAUCGAUAACAAUGAUUGCCUUUUCUGCACGAAUCACAGCGAGGAUUUAAUCAAAAACAUCAAACACAUGAGCAUUAAGCAUUCGUUCUUUAUUCCGGAUGCAGAAUACUGUAUCGACGUGGAGGGGCUUUUGGGCUAUCUGGCAGAGAAAAUUUGUAGAGAUUUCAUCUGCAUCUGGUGCAACGAGAAAGGUAGGACAUUCUACUCGUUGGACGCGGUGAGAAAUCAUAUGGUGGAGAAGGGACACUGCAAGAUGCUGCACGAAGGAGCAGCCCUGGCAGAGUAUGUGGACUUCUUCGAUUACAGUACCAGUUAUCCGGACCAUAAUGAUGAUAUGGACAUCGAUGAGGAGCUUGAAGCUCCGCAGGCUCUAGAUGGCGAUGAUUUCCAGAUGGUGCUACCAUCGGGAGCCACGAUCGGUCAUCGUUCGCUUCUGCGCUACUAUAAGCAGCGGCUCAAUCCAAACCGCGCAGUCGUGGUCAAGAAAUCAACACAACGUUUGCACAAGGUGCUGGCUGAAUAUCGAGCGUUGGGUUGGACGUCUACACAGCAGGAGGCCGCAGCUCGGAAUGCUCGCGAUAUGCACGUGAUGAAACGGCAGCAAGCCAAACUGGUGCAGCAGAUAGGGGUCAAGGCAAACAAACUGCAGAAGCACUUCCGUGUUCAGUGUAAUUUCUAAAUAAUGAAUUUUUUGAAUAAAAUAUAAUAUGACGUA